Messenger RNA from Exophiala oligosperma, 459 nucleotides. RefSeq lists its product as uncharacterized. The record is from RefSeq and is a predicted model, not a curated record. Lineage: Eukaryota; Fungi; Ascomycota; Eurotiomycetes; Chaetothyriales; Herpotrichiellaceae. The transcript is spliced from 3 exons. The coding region runs from base 1 to 459 and encodes 152 amino acids.
AUGGCUGAGAGUGUGCUGCCAAUGAUAGAGAGUAGGAUAUCGAAUCUGGCCAAGGGCCUCAACGAAUACUAUAUUCUUACAAUGGUUCUUGGGCUUGUGAAGUCAAGGUUAGGGACGGAGAGGACCCCAGCCUUUGGUGCAGAGGCAAUGGAGAGGAUUACAAGGAUCAUGAUAAUACUUGCGUCGAUACGGAAAUCGAUAGGGACUGCAACUGGUCGUAACAUCGCUGAGCCUUCUCUUAUGACCAAUACAAAAUUGAUGGCAUCGAGGGAUGCUAUUACUGAAUUUCCUGAACCGUCUGUUGAGCAAGAUAUGGAAGCAAUCGAUUUUAGCAUUUUCGAAGAUUUCGAUCUCUUUGAAGGUGGCAUGGAUCUAGACGCGCUUGAUAUGUGGGCCGCUGAUGUCAACCUCUUCACAAAUGGUGAACCUGAAUGUGCUACAAUAUCAGAAAAUAACUGA